Messenger RNA from Linepithema humile (Argentine ant), 4293 nucleotides. It is a transcript of the gene REPTOR, whose product is annotated as repressed by TOR. The record is from RefSeq and is a predicted model, not a curated record. Gene Ontology annotation, biological process: response to unfolded protein; regulation of transcription by RNA polymerase II. Gene Ontology annotation, cellular component: nucleus. Gene Ontology annotation, molecular function: RNA polymerase II transcription regulatory region sequence-specific DNA binding; DNA-binding transcription factor activity, RNA polymerase II-specific. NCBI's taxonomy places the organism in Eukaryota, Metazoa, Arthropoda, Insecta, Hymenoptera, Formicidae.
CCAUUGGAAGUAAAGUAUUUGUGGAUCGAAGCGGGAGUGAAAUGAGCGUAGUCUAUCGCGUUUCCAUCGACUUAAAUUCGGUUCUACGGCGGACUAGGUGCUUCGAUGGAAACUAGGCCAGUGUGACGAACCUAAACAAUGAGGUUAAAUCAAUAGAAGAAAAUAUUCCUAGACAGAAGAAUAUCGCAAAUGUAAGAUCCCUAAAAAUGACGUACUCGUCUAAAAGAAGAUUUGGGGAGAUGAGCCGCCAAUAGAAUCUCAAGUCUCAUUUAUUUGCGACCAAAGAAAAAAAAGGAUUAUGGAUCGCCAUGGAUCAUGCGUGACUAGCCAAGGAUCUCGGACGUAUUCGAUGAUCGUGUCCUUGAGGUCGCGCUUCGCCGCGCUUUUUCCAUGCGUGAAAGUACGCACACGCGUAGCAAUAAUAUUAGAAUGAAAAUUCUCGCCAGGUUACGUGAAGCACAAAAAAAGUGCGCGUAGCCGCGCGCGCAGGGGAAUGACGGCGCGCGAUUGGUCGGCGCGAUGGACUGGCCGAUGUUAUUUCGCGAGAUGUGUCAUGUGACCAUCGUUCCUCUAUUUAUGCAAACAUCACCGAUCACUCGGCCCCGCAGUCUCGUGGCAAAACAAUAACAAACAACAUAGGUCGUCACUCCGUAUUCUUCGAUUUCUCGCUCCCAAUUUAUGCGAUUUGCAUUACCGUGUCGCGCACGACGCUACGCUGAAGAUAAAGGCGAUUGAUCGCGCUCGAUCUCGAUCGUUGUGAAGCACGUACAGGGUGAGUCGUAUCGCGCCGAGAGAAGCGAAACCCAAUCUGGUCUCACGCGAUGUGUCAUCCGCGGAAAAUGCCCGCUAACGAGAGCCACCACGGCCGUGGUGCGUACAGACUGUGAACGCGCGUGGACCAAUAUGUGAUUUCGACGUGUUCGCCCUUAUCAGACUAACUCGUCGGGUUUUCGAAACGCGAAGCAGAGAACCAGCCUCUAAGCGUUUGCCCUCGUGGCUGCGGAGACGCGACGGCUGCAAAUCGAUCGAGCAACACAGCGAGCGGACGAGUCAAAAUCGUGCCGUGUAGGUGGCUCGGUGGCCGCGUGCGUGUUUCUUAUUCCGCGCACAUUUGCCGUUUGUCGUUUGAGGAACUGUCGUGCGAAUUCACGUGUAAUAGUACGGGACGAUUGCGUAAAAUGUCGCGUGUAUGAUAUUUUCAUCGCUCGAAACUGUAACCGAACGGUGAACCGAAUCGAGCUUGGAAGAAUUUGACAAUUUCUUUAGCGAGCUUUUGCGUACGCUUCUUUUAGAGAAAUAAUUUCUGUAGUAUAACGAUUAGCGCGCAGCUAUAUUACGGUUUUCGUUGAAACACGGUUUUUGUUGCUAAUGGACAACUCCAAGUACAGCAAUUUUUCGCUAGCUAACACAAUGGAUAGCAGCAUAGUAAAGCAGGAACCUGUUCAAGAAAUGGGUUCGGCGUCGGCGUCCGUGCCGAUACCCGGAGUACACAGAGGUACUACGCGAGGAACGUAUGAUCAAUUCUCUCCCUCGCCUCUGGCGGUUUCCUCUGGAUGGGGUAUGAGAACCGAGCAUACAGAGUAUCCCUUUAAAAUGGAUCCAGAUCAGCUAGACGUCUAUUCCAAAAUGGAUGAGGACGAUAUAUUCCAAGUGGACAAAGCCGAACUCAUCCAGGGUCCGACUCUUGCGGAAUUAAACGCCAACGACGACACUCUGUUGGGAGAUCUAAAUUUCGAUGAUCUAUUGCUACCGGAGGAAAGAGUGCAGCCCAUAAAAGUCGAAACCGGCCCACCAUCGACUGGCUCUCUGUUCAGCAAUAGCGGUAUAGGAUUUGCACCUAGUAGUUUUCCUCAAUCUGGAUUAACUUAUCAUAGUUGUCCCACGUAUAUCAAUACAUAUGGAUUUAAUGUAAAUAAAGGUUCAAACAUCGUGGAUAAUGCGGAAGCUGUUAGUCCUACUGCAUUUCCUAGUCCAGGCACUAGCAACAUUGCAGGUAGUUCAACAGCGAGUUCAUCGACUUCGCCACAUCCUGUAGGACGGCCUAUCGCGUCAUCUACUUUACAGGAUCUACUGAUGAGAAGAUGUGAAAAUCCAUUUAACAAUGCAGUAUCCAAUCAGAUAGAAAACAUCUCCACAACAGGCGGUAAAUCCAAAGUUUCAAGACUCUCCAUGUCCGCACCAACGCAAACAAUGGGACAUCUGGAUCAAAUCUGGGCUCACAGGGAACCGCGACAACAUCUGCUAAGUACUGGCAGUUUGGUAGAGGCAGGAUCGACAAGUAGCCUGAGCACAGGCGCACUGAGUCCAGAUCCACUUUGUGUUGAUCCCCUUAGCCAUGACGAAGGCUAUGAAGAUAGUGACGACGAUAGUGAUCAUUAUGACGACUACAGCAGUGAUAAUGAUACAGGCGGAAGUGACGACGAUCAGAGUAGCAGAACGGGAACAGAGGGAAAAGAGAGUAGGCACAGUAAGAAAGAAAGAUUCUUCUGGCAGUACAAUGUUCAGGCAAAAGGACCAAAAGGACAACGAUUAAUCGCUCGAGCACGCUUGGAAGAUCCACAUGUUUUGAACGAAGCAACCGAUCCUGUAUUUAGUCCCCAUUGUGCCCUCAGAGGGAUUAAGCACAGCGGGAAAGCACGGAAAGGCGAUGGAAAUGAUCUUACGCCGAAUCCCCGAAAGCUUCAUAACAUCGGACGAGAGUUGGACAAGCUCAAUCGCAUUAUAAAUGAUAUGACACCUGUUUCGGAAUUGCCCUUCACAGCAAGACCGAAAACACGCAAAGAGAAAAACAAGCUAGCUUCGCGAGCGUGUCGCUUGAAAAAAAAGGCUCAGCAUGAAGCUAACAAGAUAAAACUACACGGACUCGAACAAGAACACAGACGUCUUAUACAAGGUAUAUCACAAGCUAAGCAUACGCUCGCAGCUAAGUUAGCCGAAUCCAAUCCCAAGAAUCAGGAAGAGCUUACGCGACAAAUGGAGAAAUGUUUCAAGAUUGCUACUAUUGCAGAAAUGCGAAUAGCGAAUUUUUCGACAGACUUUGUCAACAAGGUGUUGGAAAAUAUUAGAGCCGGUGUUCCUGAUGGUGGCAUCGAUAAUUUUUAAUAUAGAAUCGUUUUCCUAUAAAUCUCUUACAUCUGCGCGUGUAUAUAAUUUUAGGCAAGUAUGCUAUAUGUCUGUCUAUAUACUUAUAGAUAAUGCUUUUAUCUCUUAAAGUUUAUCAUUGCUAAAUGCUUCAGAAAGCAGACUUAUAGUUAACUUAUUGAUUAAUGUAUUAUUAACAGAUAUACAUUGUUUCAGAUAAUAUUUAUAGAUGUAUAAGUGAGAAACGAAAUCUUGAUAUAUAUAUUGCUUUAACUUUUAGACCUGUUAAUAAUCGUUUUUCUUUAUUUUUUCUUUUUCCGUUUUUUUACGAAAGUAUCUGCAUUUUUACCCGCUGUUGUAUAUAUUGGUUAAACUGUAUAUAACAUUUCUCACGCAUCACGUACAAUAACUUCAAUAACGUAUCUCUUUGUACACAAAGUAUAUUUUUUUUUAUAAAUUAGCUACAAAAAUAUAUUCUUCUGCCCUUUUUAAAAAAGAAAACAAUAUUAUAUAUUCUGAUGAAAGUGCAAGGAAAAGUGCCGAAUAUCACUUAAUAAUUAUGACAAACUAUUAAACAUCAUCAAUGUCCAUUAUCAAUUAAUGUGGCACACAUUUUAAUUUAAGAUAAAAAUGUUCUAGCUUCUUUCGAAAUAAUUAUAAAGAUAAUUAAAGUGGAAUAUAAUUUUUGCAUAUGUUAAGCUUUGUUAUAUUGAUUGUGUGUACUGAGUCUUAUAUGUUUCGGCAGAUUCUCUUUGCACACGCUAGAUCUACGGAUGUAAAUAAUUACGUUUUUGUCGCGUAAUUUUUAUAAAGUUAAAGGUUUCGAAUUAAUUGGUUGCAUAUAAUGUUACAAUAUUAAUUGACAUUGAUGAUUUUUUUUAAUGUUUCGACUACGAUGUAGUUUUAAAAUAAUAGUAAAAAAUGUAGAAUGUGCAUAAGGUGCACUUAGAGACGAGCUUUGGAUUAUGUAGUUGUUUGCUGUUUGCUGACUCGAUCUACCUCAGAACAAAACGCUAUAUUCAAGAUGAAAGAUGUCGAUGUAUGGAAAGAUUGUAAUCGUGGCGCGUUCAUCUAUUGUUGCUUUAGAGUUUUAGAAGAGGGCGGAUGUAAUGUUCUCGAUCUUUACAUCCCCUCUGUUCAAUAUUUAAAACAAUUGUACGCCGCGGUUAGAAUUAUAUUUUGCUAUAAUUACUAAUAUACAUAUAUUUUAAA